This is a messenger RNA of Macrobrachium nipponense, 2804 nucleotides long. RefSeq names its product carbohydrate sulfotransferase 10-like. Gene Ontology annotation, molecular function: sulfotransferase activity. The transcript has 4 exons. Gene Ontology annotation, cellular component: membrane. Gene Ontology annotation, biological process: carbohydrate biosynthetic process. The record is from RefSeq and is a predicted model, not a curated record. Lineage: Eukaryota; Metazoa; Arthropoda; Malacostraca; Decapoda; Palaemonidae. The coding region runs from base 435 to 1889 and encodes 484 amino acids.
GGGGGCAACGGAGUGACUUGUGCGUUAGUGCGUCCGCUGACCCACUGCCGUUCAGAGGAUCCCAGUUCGGCUGCAACGUCUCGUGUAAACGCUUAGGAAAUUGCAGGUUGGGGAAGUCUUUUUGUAACGAGUGGAGACCGUCGCGAGGGAGAAGCCCUCCUGAAGGAAGGACGCGUCAGGAGAAUGACUUGAAAAUCAUUGGCUGAAGUGAGUGGACAACGAUGAAGUGAACCAGCUUAGAAACUGACGCUGAAGUUUAUAUCUUCGCUUUUUAGCGGAAAUAACUGAAAAGAUGAUCAUUCCAGAUAGGAAGAUGAAUACAGAGUGACUCGCGAGGAUUUGUGAAGUGGUGAUAGGAUGGUAUUUCCUAUGAUUUGUGUUUGCGUGUUUCGAUGAGCAUUUUCCCUUCAUAGCAAAGCGAAUCGGAAUUCAGAAUGGUGUUCCCGGGGAUCAUAAGAAAGCUGAACAAGAACCUGCCAGCUUUGCUGCAGACGAUCGUCAUCAUAUGCCUCAUCCACUAUAUGGGUCAGAGUGUCCUGCUGAAGUUCCAAAAGAAACUACACCUAGGGCGUUUCUCUCAAGUCGCUUCUUCAACCCAUCGACCUCCGACUGGAGGAGGAGGAGGAUCUGGAGGAGUGCCGGCAUGGAAGUCCAACGCUCGAGGACCCUCCAAGUUCGGAGGGGGUUUCAGCCGCAGCCAUGGGCCCUCCCGAAGCACUUCCUCGACCACCACGACAACCACAACCACCCCAAUCCCACCUUUCGAGGAUGAUAUCAUGAGGGAAGAGCAGCAGCGUCGUCUUGACAUCCUCCAGGAGACUUGCACGAGAUGGAAUUUAGGCCUCUGGGCAAAGGGCAACAACAGCAACGUGACUGACGAGGAAAAAUCAGCUUUGUCAACGUUGCCCAAAAAUCCUUUGUACCAAGCACUGCUGGUAUCUGAAAAGUACCACAUGGCAGUUUGCCCCGUAGCUAGAGCAGGAAUUCAGUGGCUCUCCCGUCGUCUCCUGCAGCUUCUUGGAAAAUUUGACGAGCGCCAAUUGUUGCACUUGCAAGAACCGCCAUCUGCAAUUGCUAGACACAAUUUUCCAUACCUGAGUUCUUGGGAGAAAUACCCAUCAGUUCUGUCAAAUAGUGUUACGUUACUGAUGGCCCGCCACCCUUUAGAUCGCCUUCUUGCAUCGUACAGGUAUUUACUGGAAGAUCCUGAGAGGAAUCCCCAUGGAUACCUUCAUUACGGCCGUCGCAUCGUUCGCAGUUACCGCCUGGCACCCGGUCACGGAAAAGCUCCGACGUUUGAAGAAUUCGUCAGGUUUCUUUUGGCAAGGGACAUGAGCCACAUGGAGGAGGCCUGGCAACCUGCGAUACGCCGCUGCACCCCUUGCCACAUACCCUACAACGUCAUUACCCAUUAUGAAACAUUGUGGCAUGAUGUGCAGUGGGCGUGGAAGAAAGCGGGCCUUGGUUCAUUGAAUACAACAGAUUAUGUGCAAUACACGAUGACCCCAGAAAUUCGGCGCCAGUACUUUUCUGAGCUGACCCUGGCGCAAGUGCUCCAGCUGUAUCAGAAGUACAAACUAGACUUCGAUCUCUACGGCUACUCCUUGGAGGAGCACAUGGCAUACGCUAGGCCGGGCGACGAAGCACCAGAUCUCAAGCUGAUGGCGAUCGUUCCGCGUAAGAACACCGACAACCUGCAAAAGUUACUUUCAGAGUCAAAGGCAAAAGCUAAUUACGUUUCCGAUGACGUCAUUGGUGAGAGACAAGCACCCGCACCAGCGGCUGUGAGUUCGAGUGUGGCAGCAGUUAUCCCUAACGAGACAGUCGUUGAUGUAAAUGACAACUUUAUUGAUAAUGGUGAAGGUGAUUUGUUCCCACAAGAAAAAUAGAUAUUUUGUGGCGUGAGUCUUACGAACUUGGCAUUAAGAAUCUAUUUAUAUUACGUACAAUUUCAUACACAUACAAAAGGAUUUUAUUUUUAGUGUGAAAGGGUGAAUAUUUGUGUGAUAUAUUUAACAGUUUCAUACUGAUACCUAGGGUAAGAUAUUAACUGCUGAGUUUAGUGCUGUCAAUUUAAGAGUGAUAAAAUGGAGCUCAAUCAAGCUACUUUUGAAGUUGUCCAUCAGACUUCAUAGGACAUUUUGAAAUAAAAUUUUAUAAAACAAUGUUUGUUUGGAAAAGAAACCACCAUUUUCUUUAGGCAUUAACAACUUAACAGUUGUAAGAGUUUUAUGUAUUUCCAUCAUACUGAAGCGGAUUGUUAUUGCAACGUAGCACAGAAUAAGCAAAAUAAGUAAAUAUUCAGGAAGUAUUCUGCCCCUCUUGACGUGAACAGUGAAGAACCUAACAGGUGGAUUGCAACUGUGGUGGAAAAAGGCAAAGGGUCCGUACUCAUUCCAAGUAGGGGUUCCUAGUACGCCUCCCCUAGAAAUCCGCAAAGUGAGUCAAUGGGGAAGUUUAUUUCCCCUUCAAAUAUGACCGCAACAAAAUCUUCCUUUCUGCUUGGUUUAAAACGAAUAAAAAGCUAAUCCACCUUUAAGCAUCAGGUCCUUUCUCUGUCCAGUAUCGAUCGUAUUAUGAAAUAAGUUGUUUGUAGUCAUUCAUUGCAAUUGUAUAUGUUUAAGUCACAAUUUUUCAAUGCCCCUUUUUUAUGAGAAACUAAUUUCGCUUAGUGGUAUAAUGUACGUUAUCAAAAGAAGUAUUUUUUUUUUUUGCUAAUGCAAUUGUAUUUCAUGUUACUUUCACGAAGUUUCUAUUAGCUUUCAAAGAAUUAUUUCCUUGUAAAAAACAAUACUGUAAAGGAA